AUGGAACAGCUUAUUAGCUUCAUCAUAAGACCACCCAGAGCUGAAUACAAUCCGAAAAAUGAUUUAUUAGAUCAAGAAUUUAUGCUUAAAGGGAAGUGGUACCAGAGGAAAGAUUUGAAGGUUGUAAAUAGUCGAGGAGAUACUCUUCAAUGUAGCCAUUACAUGCCUAUUGGUCGUCCUGAAGGACGUGCCCUUCCUUGUGUAAUAUACUGCCAUGGAAAUAGUGGUUGCCGAGCAGAUGCUAGUGAAGCUGCAAUUAUAUUGUUGCCUUCAACUAUAUCAGUUUUCACUCUUGAUUUCUCUGGUUCUGGACUCUCUGGAGGAGAGCAUGUAACUCUAGGCUGGAACGAGAAGGACGAUCUAAGAGCAGUGGUUGAUUAUCUACGGGCAGAUGGGAAUGUUUCUUUGAUUGGUUUGUGGGGUCGCUCAAUGGGUGCUGUUACAAGCCUGAUGUAUGGAGCUGAGGAUCCUUCCAUCGCAGGAAUGGUUCUGGACAGCCCCUUCUCAGAUUUGGUUGAUUUGAUGAUGGAACUGGUGGAUACUUACAAAGUUCGACUUCCCAAGUUCACUGUUAAGUUCGCAAUCCAGUACAUGCGGAGAGCAAUCCUAAAGAAGGCAAAAUUUGACAUAACAAACCUCAACACAAUCAAGGUUGCAAAAUGUUCCUUUGUUCCAGUUUUGUUUGGUCAUGCCGUUGACGAUGAUUUCAUACAGCCCCAUCAUUCUGAUCGCAUAUUUGAUGCUUAUGUGGGGGACAAGAAUAUUAUAAAGUUCGAGGGUGAUCACAACUCUCCACGCCCUCAAUUUUAUUUUGAUUCUAUAAGUAUCUUUUUCAACAAUGUAUUACAACCUCCAGAGGAUGGAGGAGGGACUGCAUUUUUUGACUUGUCUCAUGAUUAUUAUGGCAAGGGUACUUGGACUACUGUCCACGAUACAAAAUAUUUGGAUGAUAUCUCGGCUUCCCCUUCUGAUCAAGCUGGUAGUACGACUGAAGAUGCUAUUAACCAAGUUCGCUCCAGAAGACCUAUGAGUAAAAUAGUGGUCCCUGCAGAGAUAUCAUCCAAAGAUAAACAAUCGGAUGGGCAGGAAGAAGAUACCGGAUCUGAUUCUUUUGCGUCAUCUUCUAAUAUGAUCAGCUUUGAAUUAUCGGGUGGUAGUCCACAUGGUACUCUGCCUGCAUCACUAGAUGAUGAUGAAUAUGUGGAAUACCCUCUUGAUAACUUGGCUGACUUCCCGAGCAAUGUCGAGGAAGAAGAGAGGAUGUUUAUGAAAGCUGUAAUGGAGUCGCUGAAAGACCAGGAGACAGGACACUCUCAUGUUGAGGAACCAUCUUCUCAUGUUGGCAGUAACUUCCCUGAAUCAACACAUGAACGACAAUAUUCUUUUUCUACACCGGCUGCAUCCUUAAAAACUGUGUCCACUUCAGCAGCCACUGAUUCUGAAUUGACACUUCUUUCAGAAGCAGGAAUUAGCACACCUUGUAGCGACAUUUCAACGUGUGAACUUAGUACAACGGAUGACAACGCGAAUUAUCCAAAGGCCUCUGUAGUAGCAGUAAAUAACUGUAACAUUGAUGAUGCUACUGUGUGUCCCAACGAACCAGAGAGGAAUGAGGCUGCUUCUUGUGGCUAUACUCAACCUGGUAACCAAAGUUCAUCUGAUACAGACAUGGCUGACCACACUAGGGUCACUGUAAAUGUUGUGAAAACCCCUACAACUAAUAUUAUUGACGGUUUGUUUCGUCGUUGGGAUCUCAACUUCUUUAAGAAUAGAUAA
Fraxinus pennsylvanica is the source of this 1776-nucleotide messenger RNA. The record is from the annotation of a GenBank genome assembly. NCBI's taxonomy places the organism in Eukaryota, Viridiplantae, Streptophyta, Magnoliopsida, Lamiales, Oleaceae.